This is a messenger RNA of Daldinia decipiens, 2719 nucleotides long. RefSeq lists its product as uncharacterized. NCBI's taxonomy places the organism in Eukaryota, Fungi, Ascomycota, Sordariomycetes, Xylariales, Hypoxylaceae. The coding region runs from base 271 to 2535 and encodes 754 amino acids. The transcript has a single exon. The record is from RefSeq and is a predicted model, not a curated record.
CUGGUAUCGACGCCCCGGUCUUUCACUCUCCUUAAAGCCUACAGCAGAGCGAUGUCACUCAAUCGUAUGGAUAUUAAAGAGUCUCUCGCCGCCCAGAUAUUUGUCUCCUCCUCAUCGGCUUCUGCUCGCUCAACUGUAUAAACAGCCAAGUUCACUCGCUUUGACUUGUGCACCACAGUCGCUUCAGAUCACGGUCGUUUCUUGUCUCUCGCUAGGAAUAUAUUUUUAAUACCUAAUAUAAUACUCGCCCGAGUACGUAAAGCCACCGACAUGCAAGGUCUAUUGCUGAGCCUGGGGGCUCUCGCCCUCGCCGGCUCUGCCAGCGCUGACUCCAAGCGUCACUACCCCGUUGCGCCUGAGCCAUACCCAACAUACCCGGGUUACCCGACGUUUCCCGAGAGCUCGACCUCAACUAAGGUCGCCACUCCGUCUUCGUCAACUUACCCCGUGAGCUCCUCUACCUCCGUUCCAGUUCCAGGAUACCCGACAUCCCCCGAGUCGAGCUCUACGUCAACUUUCGAGGUGACGAGCUCCGCUUCGGCUUCGUCCUCGUCGACUAUUCCGGGAUAUCCAACUUUCCCUGAGUCGAGCUCCACUACGACUUUCGAGGUGACAAGCUCAGCUUCGGCUUCAUCCUCAUCUCCUGUCAGCUCUUCUACUACUCCAGGAUAUCCGACGUUCCCCGAGUCUAGUUCUACUACAACCUUCGAAGUGACAAGCUCGGCUUCAGCUUCGUCCUCAACCCCCGUCAGCUCUUCUACGACUGUUCCAGGAUAUCCAACGCUCCCUGGAUCGAGCUCCACCUCAAGCUUCGUGACAAGCUCAGCUACGUCGUCUUACCCGGUCAGCUCCGCCUCCGUCUCUACCUCUUCGUUCGAGGUCUCCAGCUCUACUUCGUCGUUCGCAGUCUCUAGCUCUACCUCUUCGUUCAAAGUCUCUAGCUCUAGCUCCAGCGAGGCGACAUUUUCCACGACCGUCCCCUCGUACCCUACCUUCCCGGGUAGCUCAGUCUCCAUCUCGAGCUCUGUGAGCAGCACUCCUUCCUCCAGUGCUACCACUCUAGCGACUACAUCUGUUCCGUCGGUCCCAACUUACCCCACUGGCGGUGCCAGCUCGUCUACGUCUAAGUCUAAGAUCAGCUCUACCUCAAGCUUUGAGGCUAGCACCAGUUCUUCCACCUUUGUUCCCAGCACCAGCACCAUUGUGACCUCUUACCCCACCAUUCCUACAACGCUAUCUACUGGUGUUUCCACCACUUCGGGAACUGCCCCUACAACUCAACCCACUGGUUCGUCUUCCUCCAGCUGUUCCACCACUGUUCCGACUGGCGGCUCUUCCUACAGUGCAUCAGUUCCUACCGGUUCUACCUCUCUACCAAUCGGCUCCACCUCUGUCCCUAUUGGUUCCUCCUCUGUCUCGACUGUUGUACCCAGCUCUUCGGUUCCUACCACUGGAGUAGAGUACCCCACCACCGGUCCCGGUAGCACAACGACGCUGAGCUCCACCAAGACCAAGACCAAGUUCACUACUUCCACUAUCUACACGACGACCAAGUACACCGUUACUUCUUGCGCAUCUACUGUUCCCAACUGCCCGGGUACUCCGUAUGUCACUACUGAGACCGUCCCUCUCACUACUACAGUAUGCCCUGUAACGUCUACUUCGGAGACUGCCACUGUUCCCGGAUAUCCCACCUCCAACACUUCCGAGGAGCACCCAACCACCAGCCCGACUAAGGGACACCCGACUACCAGCCCCACUGCCCCUAGCUACCCUACGACGACUGCCCCCACUACGGAGUACUCCACUUCGACCCUGUACUCGACCACCAUCCGCACUAUCACUUCUUGCGGACCUGAGGUUCCUGACUGCCCCGGCAAGCCGCACACUACCACUGAGACCAUCUCUAUUGGUACUACUCUCUGCCCCGUGACCUCGGUCAAGACUCCUACCAUCACCAAGACUCUCACGCCUUACCCCAGUGUUCCUGUUGAGACCCCUGGCAAGACCCCCUCCGUACCGGUUGAUACCCCCUCUUACCCAACCGGCCCAGUUGAGACUCCCUCUGUACCAGUCGAGACUCCUCCUUCUCCUACCGGCCCCGUCGAGACCCCCACUAUCAAGACCCCCACUGGACCAGUUGAGACUCCUUCUUACCCUACCGGUCCCGUCGAAACCCCCGGCUACCCCACUGGACCAGUUGAGACUUUCACUCCUUACCCGUCUAAGCCUCUCACCCCCUACCCGACCAAGUCUUUCUCGCCCUUCCCGACUUUCACCACCACGCCUUUUGUUCCCGGAUACCCGACCGGCCCCAGCAGCUUGACGACUUCCAUCAAGACCCCGCCGCCAUACCCUACCAUUGUGCCCAGCGUCAGCACUGAGGUACCCCCUGCCGGCACUGCUAGCACCGUCCCUCCCCCGGCCGCGACUCCCACCACCGGCUACCCUACCAUCCCGACUGCCGCUGCUGCUCACGUGGAGCGCGGAUUCGGAUUCGUGGUCGCCGCCGCCGUCGCUGCUGCUCUUCUAUAAGCGGCUUAGGUGCAUAUAAAGGCUUGCAUACAAAAGGGUGUUUUAAGGUUUGGUGAGAUUGCUUUGUUUUAAGCAGGUUUGGAUGAGGAUACACGAUUAGGAGUAUGUUAGAAUGGUCUAGAAAAGGCGGUUAGCCACCAUUUUAUAUAGCUAUUUAUUUAAUUUCAACAUUCAUUUGUCGUAA